UGUUAUCUCUGCAUUCAUCAGAUAACAGAAAAUGUCAAACAUGAGCUUCCUGGAUUUCCAAUACAACAUCUCCAAAACUAAGUUCUUGCGGAAACCUUCUCAUCUGUUUUCCUUCAGAGACAGGCAAAGCUCUGGCUUGAAAUCUGGUUUCCAGCCAAAUGAGAAUGAGAUGAAGCAAGUGUUUGAUAAAUUUGAUGCCAACAAAGAUGGGAAGAUUUCUCAGCAGGAGUACAAGGCCGUGCUAAGAGCACUGGGAAAGGGCGCGAUGAUCGGCGAAGUGCCGAAGAUCUUCGAGGUGGCUGAUCUGGACGGAGAUGGGUUCAUUGAUUUCAGAGAGUUCAUGGAAGUGCACAGGAGAGGCGGCGGGGUGAAGACGAUGGACAUACAGAAUGCUUUUCGGACAUUCGAUUUGAACGGGGACGGGAAAAUAAGCGCCGAAGAAGUUCUUGAAAUGUUGAGGAGGCUGGGAGAGAGAUGCAGCCUGGAGGAUUGCCGGAGAAUGGUGAGAGCUGUGGACACUGAUGGGGAUGGCAUGGUUAACAUGGAUGAGUUCAUGACCAUGAUGACUCGCAACAUGAAGCGUCUUUAGACAUCUCUUGAUGGGUAGGACUUAUGAGGGGGCAUCUUUUGGUUAGACUCCUUGUAAGAUAUGCCCAUCAAUGUAAAAGUAUUUUACUUCUGUUGCUAAUCUAGUUUGCUGUAUUCCAAUGGAAAUUAAUGCGUAUGCUAAAGAC
This is a messenger RNA of Corylus avellana, 734 nucleotides long. Its product is annotated as calmodulin-like protein 30. The record is from RefSeq and is a predicted model, not a curated record. NCBI's taxonomy places the organism in Eukaryota, Viridiplantae, Streptophyta, Magnoliopsida, Fagales, Betulaceae. Gene Ontology annotation, molecular function: calcium ion binding.